AUGUCCCCGGAAAGGACACUUGAUGAAGAUAGCAGUGACGGUGCCAGUGAUCAUCUAAUUGCGGACGAAUCGAUCGAGGAAGAGUUGCUGGAGGAAGAGGAAGUCGCGGAGAUCGGCAACAGUGGUACGGGUGUAGAAACCAUCGUCGGAGAUCACGUGACCGUUGAGACCACGUCACCGGUGCCUAGCCCCGGAGCAGAAACGACAAUAUCGUCCCAUCUCGGGUGCGCUACCGAGGGACCCACCAGAGUACCGACAACUUCUGGAACGGAUUCUCUCCGCAACGGCACCACCAUGGUACUGUCAACGAUUCCACUCGAUCAGUCGAUGAUGCAUCAACAAAUACUGCACCUGCAGCCACAGCAGCAGCACACCGUUAACCAUACGAUCAACAACAACAACACGAGCUUCAAAAACCAUAAUAGUAGCAGCGGUUCGGUUGGAGCAAAAAACAUUCUUAUCAGCAGCAACACGGGCACUUGCAACAGCAACACUAACAGCGGUACUAGCAGCAGCACCAGCAGCACGAUUACGCAUCAAAUUGUGCAUCAACAUCAUCCCCAUACGUACACCAUCAGUCUUGGCAAUCAUAGUGCGGGUGGUAACGGAACCCAUUACCAAACGGUUGCCACGGCAACACCCAACAGUAGCGCUGGUGGUAGCAUUGUUGCACCAAUCACGACCGGAAGCAGUAACGGCAACAACACCAGUAGCAAUAUGGCGACCGUUGGUACGGGUGCACUCGCACUAGUAACUGGAGGUUCCGCAACCGUCGUCAAUACCGUGCCAUCGUCUCCGUCUCCGGUAGUGUCAUCGUUAGGUGCUGGCAGCACUGGUACGACCGGUACCGGUAUGUUGGUGGUGGCGGAUCGGAAUGGAACGGCCACUACCACGACCACGGGCAAGCUCGUACUGCUGCACCAGGGCCGCGCAGGCGAAGAUUAUAUAACAACAACAGGCGAAACGAUCAAUGGGGGCAACAUAGUACUGCUGGCAACGGAACAGAUGGAUAUGGCCGAACACGACAUUAUCAACAAUAAUGUUAUCAUAAGCACCACUGCCACCGGUACCGGUGGUACGGCACGAACGGUUACUCUCCCAGCUCAUCAGUCGCAUCUACUGCACGGUGGUACACCCGUCACAGCAGCCACCAACGGGCCACCGACGACGAACGGUGACGAGGAGCUGACAUCGUUGUCUUGGUUGCAGGAUAAGAAUUUACUGAAAGGUAUCCACCUGCCUAAAGUGCCAGUUUCAUCCCCGGAUAGUCCCAGGCAGGUAAGCGCGGUAGUGACCGGUGGAGGUGUGGCUGGUCGUAUCUCACCGACCAGCGACUUUGUGGAAGAUUCAUCCAGCAUUUCCGAGGAUAACAACUCUUCAGCCAACUCGUCAUCGGAGCAAAGCAGCACCGGCGGUGUAUAUUCAACCGAUCCGACCGUAACGACCGAUCGACGGACACCAUCGCAGCAUCUGUACCAGCAGCACGGUUCCAGCUCGAAGGCAAUCACAACGCUUAACGGAGAUACGAUCAUUGGUAUACCGGUGAUUGCGGUUAAUCAGCAUCAUCAUCCGCAUCACACGCUCACCGGAAGCAAUGGUACGAUCCAGCAGCAGGUAGUCCUGGACGGUGGAAAGACGAUGAAGGUGUCCGUGAUGACAAGCCCGGGUCCGGCCACAACGGCUACUCCGUUCAUUGUAACGGGCAGCAGUACGGGCGUACCGAUUUCUUCAUCGUACGGGAUCGUUUCAUCACCCGUCAGUUCGGCAGUGGCGGCUCCUGUGGCAGCUUCGACACCGGUGAGCACGCACUCAAAUUCCAACGGUAGCAGCAGUAGCACUGCUACAAGCACUCCGCAUCAACACUUCCACAAAAAGUAUCUGCGAGAGGAACUUGUGAAACAACAACAGCAGCAGCAGCAGCAACAGCAGCAACAACAGCAAUAUCAGCCAUCGCAGCAUCAACCAAACGCUAAAACCACGAUCGGUGGAACAGUGACACUGAUGUCCGCUAGUGGAACAACUAACAACAUCUUCGUCACACCCAUGAAACAACAAACAAACAGUGCUAUGAAGUACGAUGACGGUACCGACAGCGUCGAGGAUCGACAUUAUCCUCCACCUGCAGCUCCGAUCAAGAAUGGUAGUAGCAGCAGUUACGGUGGAAGUAGCACCAUGAGUUCACCGAAUGUAAGCGGCGAGGAGUAUAGCAACCACGUUGGCAACACCGUGACCGUGUACGGUGGACUCAACAUGAUUAAGCAAUCACCUGUGCCGUCGCCGACGAUGCUGUCCCCGGCGCACAACGGUAGCUCAAGCAACGGGUUGAUCAUUCAGCAUCAUUCGAAUCAUUACCAGCCACAGCAGCAACCGAUUGCAACACCUCCUCCACAGCAACAACCGUUGCCACCACCGCCAUCCACCAGCUCGUCUGCAUCGCUUUCUAUGCCCGCAUCGCCACAAGGUUCCUCCGGUAGUUCCGUCAGUCCGUCGAAGUUAGCUCCGCCGAAAGCGAAGCAUCCGACCAACGUGCCAUACGAUCCGCUGGUACACGUGAACAGUAAGCCUCCGUUCAGCUUCAGCUCGCUCAUCUUCAUGGCCAUUGAAAACUCCCAGCAGAAGGCGUUGCCGGUGAAAGAGAUUUACGCCUGGAUCGUGCAUCAGUUCCCGUACUUUAAAACCGCCCCGACUGGAUGGAAGAACAGUGUGCGCCACAAUCUAUCGCUGAACAAGUGUUUCCAGAAGGUGGAAAAGGCUGCGAAUCUCGGUAAAGGCUCCCUGUGGAUGGUCGAGCCUCAGUUCAGACCAAACCUCGUGCAGGCUCUUUCGCGCUCACCGUUUCACGCCGGUUCCGGCAUGGAUAAGGCAACGUAUAAGAGCAUGCAACAGCAACGUUCCACCAAUGCCAGCCCAACUGGCAAUGGGUCACACUAUUCCAAGCAGGAUAAUUUCCCACAGCUCACAAGUCGUCUAGCACCGACGGAUGCACAAAAUGGUCUGCUGCAUCACGAUGAUCUGGACGAUAUCAGUCGCUCCUCCACGCCGAUCGAUUACGAUGGUGGCAAUGGCGAUUUGGCAUCUGGUCCACAUCAUAGCACCCAGUACCAGCCCCAGCAUCAUCACAUACAGCACGAGCAGCACCAAUUGCCUUCCGCACAUCACGCUCACCAGCAGUUGAUUGCUGUGGCCGGAGGUGGUUACCAUCACAACCGGCAAGGUUCACCCGAACCACCCGCAAAUGGAUCGGUAAAUGUAUCGUAUCUAUCGAGCGUUGACGGUACCACGAUCGUGACGGGUCCAACCGGCGUUGUGUACAUGAACGGAGGUGCAGUAGGUGCGGCUCUAUCGAAAGAUAUCGUUACCGGACGGGAAUGGAGUGCCGAUACAAUAGAGGAUGUGAAUGCCGCUACGGCAAUGCUCGCCCUCAAGCACGGACCUAAGAUAUUUACGGAAAGUUCGUUCCGCAAUGGCCAACCUCCUGUUAUUACAACCUCACCGAGCGAAGACCAUACAUACUCUGCCGGUGGAGUCGGUGUGCAAGAGCUGACGAGCAAUGGGUUGCCUACGAACGGGUCGACCACAGCAAUAGGGAAUGGGUAUAGCUGCGGCUCGUCGUCCGAUGAGCGAUACGAGCCACAGCAUAACAGUCGGCACCCGCAACAUCACACGGUGGGCAGUCACCCUCAUCAUCACCAGCUACAGCAGCAACAUCAUUCGAUUCGGCCAAGUGAUACGGUCAGCAAUGGCACGUCAUCCGAUGCUACGUACGAAAGCAGUGAGGAAAGCCAUCCGCCGCACGUUGCGUCCGCCGAAGAUGUGGAGGAACGUCGCCGACAGGAAGGUGUGUUCGCACUGCUCAACCUCGCCCAAAUGACCUACUCACCUUCGCCUUCCUCGUCUAUGUCAUCCUCGACGUCCACCCUAUCAUCGCCCGCAUCCUCUACGGGUUCGCUGAAACGGGCUGCUCCGAACGAUACAUCAUACGCUCCUGUGCAUGGGAACUAUCGCCAACACGCCGGCUCACCCGAUCGAGCACGGACAGCCUCACCACAGAUAGCGCACCAUCAUCACCUGCACCAUCUACAGGCUAACGGGCUUUUGCAUGCCGAAUCGGGUGUGAACACCGGCGGCAACAUCUUGCAAACGAUCCCCAACGUUUCAUACUACACUAGUGGUGGUGGUGGUGGUGGUGGUAGCAGUAGCAGCAGUAGUGGCGAUCUUACCCGUCAAUAUGCAUCGCCACCGCCGGCAAAGAAAACCAAACCACGCUCAUCGCUUAAGAAGCUGAAGAAGAAAUCGCUCGGCCGGUAA
Molecule: messenger RNA, 4308 nt
Organism: Anopheles marshallii
Lineage: Eukaryota; Metazoa; Arthropoda; Insecta; Diptera; Culicidae
Gene: CHES-1-like
Exons: 9
Coding region: 1-4308 (1435 amino acids)
Biological process (GO): regulation of DNA-templated transcription
Cellular component (GO): nucleus
Molecular function (GO): cis-regulatory region sequence-specific DNA binding; DNA-binding transcription factor activity
Source: RefSeq, a predicted model, not a curated record